Molecule: messenger RNA, 5884 nt
Organism: Gadus morhua (Atlantic cod)
Lineage: Eukaryota; Metazoa; Chordata; Actinopteri; Gadiformes; Gadidae
Gene: elf1
Product: E74-like ETS transcription factor 1
Exons: 5
Coding region: 1255-3828 (857 amino acids)
Biological process (GO): cell differentiation; regulation of transcription by RNA polymerase II
Cellular component (GO): nucleus
Molecular function (GO): sequence-specific DNA binding; DNA-binding transcription factor activity, RNA polymerase II-specific
Source: RefSeq, a predicted model, not a curated record
CCACUGGUUAGAAAAGCUCUUUAUAAAUGCCGUCCAUUUACCAUUUACCUGGGUAUGCUUUUGUGUGUUUUGUGAAGGUGUAAUUGAAGACUCAUUUGUCAUUACAGGGGUACUGUUUAAGGUGUUCUCGAGUCUUGUAGUUCGUGCGUUGGUUUAUUACACGUCUGAGAUUUGCACAAAGUUGAAACAUUGCCCUACAUUUCUUAAUUAGUUAGUCUUUUCCAGCCAGAAAAAGGCUAACCUUUUUAGUCAAAGCUAAGCACAUUUUCAGUCUAUCUCGCUAGCUGUUGCCACUUGGAUCUUAUUAGCAUGUAAAUAUGAGCCUGGUGUUAAUCAUUUUUAUUGUUAUUGAGUUUCAUUAUUUACCAUGUUUCACAGAGGGAAACAAGAAAUAUAGAUUACAAUCUCUUAAAGAGCCAGGGAGCCCAGUGUUUCAGAUGUAAUUCAACACUAUGUGAUUUAAAGGCCUGAGAAAGAGAGGUUUAGGAAAGAGGUGUUAUGAGUGUUUUUAUAAUCAAUGUUGUAUCUGAGAUCCGCCGCACACCGUAUCGUUAUGCGAUAGGUGUCCGGCCAGCCGAACCUUCACUCGUACCCGGGCAUAAAAUAGACACCGCUGCUCAGACGGAGCCUCAUCGUCCACACACACCGCGUAGAGUUAAAGUACUAAGUGCCCCACUUUCUCUCGGACAUCGCAGUCCGCUGCUUCCCAGACGGAGCUCCACACGUCCACGCAAACCGGACCGCCGGGGCCCCUUGGUCGUGACGUCAGACUAGCUAUGAAAAAGGUAGUGUGACGUCACGAACCGAACGCCACCUGCAUGCGCAGCAGAGUGGGCCGUUCACGGACUGUUUUGGGGAGAAAAACAUAGGAUCUUGCCAAUUUUUUUCUCUAAAUUUGGGAGUUAUUUCAGUAAUAGUGAAACAAUGCCAUAUAUUACCAUGUUGAAGAUUUAAACGUUUAAAACAAAUAAAGUGUUUUCGGUUGCACUGUCUCUUUAAGAAGUGUGAGGCAAUAGGAACAGUUAGCUAGACGGUGUUGCAACACGGAACUAGGUGGCUAUUGCACCGAGGGUGAACAGGGUAGGCUUCCGUGUUAUGAACUUGGGUAGAAGUUUGUUGAAACUUAUCACCAAGUUGUGUAAUAACAAUAAAGCAUGAAGUCACCUAAUGGGUAAAGGGAACCGAAAGUAAUAUGGUAGAAGCGGCAGCGGACUCGGCCUGUGUAACCGGACCCUGACCAGCCCUCCGUGCGUCAUGGACGGGCUGAAACCACCGUGGACGCUGUGCCUCGACUCCGCUCUCCAUUUUUCGAGGACAUGGGAGAAUUGGAGGGACCAGUUUGUGCUCUAUGUGGACUCAACAAUGACGACCGAGGAGGACAUGGCAAAAGUGAAACUUUUCAGCUGUCUGAUCGGCGAGAGUGGCAGGGAGCUACUGGACACAUUGAUGGGCGUUACGGCCAAGGAGGCCUGGACGAUGGAUGACAUUAUAAACACGUUCGAUGAGCAUUACAACCCUGGCGCGAACGAGACCAUGGAGCGGUAUCGUUUUUUUUCUAAAAACCAAGGCGCCAGUGAAACCAUUGACAGUUACGUCACGGAGCUGAAAGCGCUGGCCCGGAAAUGCAACUUUGGAGCUCUGAGAGACUCGCUCAUCCGUGACCGGAUUGUGUGUGGGAGUCACAAUACGGGCAUGAGAGGCAGACUGCUCCGCCAGAAGAAAAUGACGCUAGACACAUGUGUACAGCUGUGCAGGGCCGCAGAGCUGCCCCGGGAAAAUGUUGAAGUCAAGGUGGAAGAGGUGCAUGCAAUGCAAGGGGCCGAGCUACCCCGGGAGAAUGUUAUAGCCAUCUUCGUACCCAAGGUGGAAGAGGUGCAUACACUGCAAGGGGCUGAACCGCCCCGGGCGGAUGUUAUAGCCAUCUCCGGAGCCAAGGUGGAAGAGAUUCACGCAUUGCAAGGGGCAGAAUCGCCCCGGGCGGAUGUUAUAGAGAUCUCCGGACUGUUGUUGGAAGAGGUGCCUCAGGAAAAUGUUCUAGCGAUAUCCGGUCCGGUGUUGGAAGAGGUGCAUACACUGCCAGGAGAUGAGCUGCCUGAGGAGAAUGUUGUAGCCAUCUCUGGGCCUGUGGUGGAAGAGGUGCAUACACUGCCAGGAGCAGAGCUGCCUCAGGAGUAUGAUAUAGCCAUCUCUGGGCCUGUGGUGGAAGAGGUGCAUACAUUGCAAGGGGCAAAGCUGCCUCAGGAGAACGUUAAAGCCAUCUCUGGACCGACUGUGGAAGAGGUGCUGAAAACAGCAGCAACAUGCAAGAAAAGGAAACUAACUAACUACGAGGUGGAUUGCGAGUUGUGUGGAAACACGCAUGGAAGAAGCAAAUAUAAAUGCCCGGUGUACGUACGCAAACCGAGAGCGGUGCGUCCCUGCUCGCCCAUCAACACUCCCAGCCUGCCUCUCAGGAAGAAGAGCAAGGAAGGCAAAGGCAACACCAUCUACCUGUGGGAGUUCCUGCUGGCUUUACUUCAGGAUAAAAACACCUGUCCCAAAUACAUCAAGUGGACGCAGCGGGAAAAGGGCAUCUUCAAGCUGGUGGACUCCAAGGCGGUGUCAAAGCUGUGGGGCAAACACAAGAACAAGCCCGACAUGAACUAUGAGACCAUGGGCAGAGCCCUCAGGUACUACUAUCAGAGAGGCAUCCUGGCCAAGGUGGAGGGCCAGCGGCUGGUGUACCAGUUCAAGGAGAUGCCCACGGACCUGGUGGUGAUCGAGGACGAGGACCCGGGCUCCGACAGCAGCUCCGUGUACAGCGGCCAGCGGCCUGGGGGCCCGGGCCGCGCCAUCGUCCGCGGCAACGGGGCGGGCGGGGCCAGGGCCCAUGGCAAGGCCUACAGCCCCCUGUCGGCCAAGCAGGUGAAGAAGGAGCCGCUGGACGACAGCUUCUACCAGGAGUUCAACGGGAAGGAGCAGAUCCUGCAGCCGCUGGGGUCGCAGACCAUGAGGACCAUCAACGUCCCCUCCUCCCUGCCCAUGGUCAUCACCUCGUCCUGCUCGCUGCAUUCCUUCCAGUCCCUGAGCGGCGUCCUGGGCAACGGGGACUCGCUCCACGCCUCCUCGCCGCAGGUCAUCCUGCACACCGUGCCCGGCGGCGCCGGCUCCAAGGACGUGCUGACCAUCCAGGCGGCCUCGCUGAACCCCGGGCACUGCCUGCAGGAGGGCCUGCCCCAGCAGCUCCUGGUCGCCACCUCCGCCUCCUGCCCGACCUCCGUCAGCCACUCCACCGCCGCCGCCUCCUCCUCCUGCCUCCCGGGCGUGGCCCGCCUGCUGACCCUGGCCGGCCCCGGGGCCCACGCCAUGGUGGCUCCCGGGGGCCACAGCGUGGUGGCCCAGCAGCCCGGCACGGUGAUCGCCACCGUGCUGAAGGCCGGCGACCUCCACGGGCUGCAGGUCAAGGAGGAGAUGCUGGACCCCAACUACUUCCAGGCCAUGGUGAACGGUGACCCGUGCCUGGCGCAGGGCGGCUUCGACGGGCAGGACAUGGAGCAGGAAGGGGCGGAGCUCAACUACAGGACUGUCGUCACCGACGCCCGCUGCCAAGGCCUCGAGGGGCAGGCCGGCGGCGGCGGCGGCGGCGGCGGGGGCCGGGGCGCGGUGAACGGACACUUUUCCCAGAGCAGCAGUCCCAGCGAGGGCCUCACCCCGGUGGAGGAGCUGGAGGUGCGGGGGGAGAUGUCCCUACAGGCCGAGCCGGGGGCCAAAGGGCUGCCGGGGCUGCCCAACGCCACCCAACUCCCCGUAAACUUUAUCCAGAUAAAGACGGAGCCCGCGGAGGUGUAGGGGCCGGCGGACUCUACCGUACGCAGUGGACGAUGCGUAUCUGAGCGACGGGAGAAAGGAUGAGCUUCUUCUCACACAGAGAACGAUCCGUUCCGCACGACGGACCACGUGACGCUAGAAGCGCUCGGGGAUCGAUCUCGGGGUUCUCUGGAUGUUUGUCUGGUUGACGCACGGCAGGGUCGACCUCGUGUGUACUCUAUGUUUAUGUAUUUGAAAGAUGUCAUUAGGAUUUUUAAUAAACACACAGUGGACGCAAACAAACACACACACACACACACACACACACACACACACGUGCAGACACACACAAGAUUUCGGUUCCUGUUAGGAGAACAGCCAUUUGUCAGACUAGGGAUCCUUAUAUACCAACUGUGCCAGUUAAGUUAUUUUCUUCCUACGAGAACGUCGUACAUGGCACGGCGUUGAUGCAGGAGUAAAGAGACAGUGUCUCCACACAGGGGAACCACAACAACCAAACACAACAGAAGAAGAUGAAAGCCAAAAGGUGCAAUUAAAUCUCAUUUGAGAGAUAAUGUGCUUUUAUUUGUUUGUUUUUUUCUCAAACGCGCCGUAAUGCCGGAACAAAAGUAGCGGCGUUGUGGUGUUCAAUCAGACAAAAAUAUAUAGAGAGAAUUUCAAAGAAAAAGAUCACACCAAAGACUAAACUGAAGAGUGCCUUAAAGGAAAGCUCAGCUCAAGAUGUCCUCGGAAAAAUAUGAGUUUUUUUACGUUUAAAAAGUCAAAAUUCCUCUCUUUGUAUCCAUUCUUUCUGUAAUGUAUGCGUUGCCCUCUCUUUUUGCCCUAGAAGCACUGUUUUUUUGACAAUUCUGGGCAUUUUCGUGUCCGCCAUGUAAAGACUACUGUUGUGUUUGUAAAUAGCUAAAGACAGCAUGGGGACGAAGAGCAAUGAAGAGAGGAAGAUGAAAAAUACAAAUAAUACAAUAUGAAAUAGAAUAUAUAUGAAUAUAUAUAUAUAGAGAGAGACAAUACAAAUAUACAAUUGAGAUACAAUUUUAAGGCCACAAGAAAUUUAUUUAUUUUUCGAUUUUUCUAAAUUCUGUAUAAAAACGGCACAUUCGUUUUUCUAUUUAGCUAUAUCAUGAGGGAAUAUUAGAGUAAUAUCUAAAAACCAGGAUGUUGAUUCGCUAUUUCUGUCUUUUAAGACUGGCAUUUUUAAUUGUUUAAGCUUUCUGUGUAAUCAGCAUAGCUGUGCUAUAUUGUAAAGGCAGCACACGGAUGUGUAAACGUCCCCCAUGAUGUGGAUGAUUUAAACAUGCAUUAUACCUUCCUUGCUUUCCUCUCUUCAGCGGACAUACUUCUUUACCGAUGCCAUUUUACAGACUUUAACUGAUUUAUUUUAGACUCCGAUUUUUAUACGCUUAAAAUAACAGUAACCCCAAUCACAAUGGUACCUACCAAACUGUAUAUCUACCUUCUUCUGCUCAUGGUCUUCUCCGUGGUGCACUAUACUCUGUUGAAUCUGGGCUUCCUUCAUUCUAUCGGCUGGUUGUUGGACCACUAAAGCAAGAUGUAUGAUUGGACCAGGAGUCCAUGCUAAAGUCUUAUUGAUUGUAAUCACGGGGUACAAGUGUGACCCACAUCUGCUCAGGGGUCAUAGAUGACGAUUUGAAUGUAUACCCUACACAGCCCUACUGGAGAAAUACAAACACAAAAAUAACUAUCGAUGACACUGGAUUGGGUGAAAUGCUCCUUUUCCAUGACAUUGAGGUGGGGUUGAAACUGCUUUGUUUUUAUUCAUUUUCCUUAACAGUGUAACAUAUAUCAGGUGCUGGCUUUCACACGCUGCCUUGGACCACUGUUUUUAAAACCUGGAAGUAUGUCCGCUGCUCUCGUUCUCUUUGAUUUUAUUAUCAUCGUCUUUGUCUCUUUCGUUGUCCUCCCCUAUGCUGAACAUAGAUUCGAUUAUUAAGGAACAUUAUAAUGUUAUAAUUAAAAACAAGAUGUACUUUAAUGAAAUGCAUUAUCUUAUUUUUAUGUUGACGUUUUUACAUCUAUGGUGGAAAUGCAUUAAACACACAUGGUCGCGAAAGAUAAA